This is a messenger RNA of Lutzomyia longipalpis, 2184 nucleotides long. Its product is annotated as protein yellow. The transcript is spliced from 3 exons. The record is from RefSeq and is a predicted model, not a curated record. The coding region runs from base 67 to 1746 and encodes 559 amino acids. NCBI's taxonomy places the organism in Eukaryota, Metazoa, Arthropoda, Insecta, Diptera, Psychodidae. Gene Ontology annotation, cellular component: extracellular region.
AACACUAUGAAGGAGGUGAUGUAGUAAAGUGUUUUAGCAUAACACAGAGACAGAUUCUCCAGUUGAAUGGAAAGAUUUGGGCGAGUGAGAGAGACAGAAUCCCAUUUUGUUGGAGCUCUGGAGCUCUAUAUGGAGGGAGAACAAUCGAUCUGUCUCAUUGCAAAAUAUACUUUCACCUGUUGCUCGUUCAAAUCCGAGCUCACCUCCAAGCAGUUGUGGCAGUCAGCAACAAGGUACGGUCGGGUGGAGUGUAGACGCACAAAUUUUUCGUACGAUCGUGGACAAGUUGGAGAGAAGUUUGUGGAGUUUUGUGUGAAGAAACGUGAAGACUUGGAAGCUUGUCAAGAAAAAAGCAACCAAAUGCUGCUCUUCCUCCUUGUGAUCUGUGCCCAAAUUGUUAGUGAUGCAUUCGCUAAUGAUAACCUCCAGGUGGCAUAUCAGUGGAAUCAGAUGGAUUUCAACUUUAGUAGUGCCUCACAUCGCGAUAGUGCCAUCAAAUCCGGCAUGUAUGUGCCCAGUUCUGUCGUACCAGUGGGUAUUGAAGUGCAAACCGACCGAUUAUUUAUCACAUUGCCCCGUUGGAAGACUGGCGUUCCUGCCUCAUUAGCCUUCAUCAAUAUGAACGAAACCUUCACGAGAUCGCCCUUGCUGUCGCCAUUUCCCAAUUGGCAGGCACAUAGAUUUAGUGAACAUGAACCACCAGAGAUUGUAUCUCCAUUCAGGAUUCGGGCGGAUCGCUGUGGACGCCUUUGGGUGCUUGACACCGGAAUUGACGAUCUCUUGGGUGAAAAUAAACGCAUCGUCAACACGCAACUACUCAUUUAUGAUCUUCACAAUGAUAAUUUACUGAGACGCUACACAUUUCCCGAUGAUCAAGUUAAGCAGAAAUCCUUCUUUGCCAAUAUUGCUGUUGAGGAUGGACAGUGUGAUGAUACAUUUGCAUAUUCAGCUGAUCUUGGAUCACCAGGACUCGUUGUCUAUUCGUGGAAACAAAAUGAAUCAUGGCGUGUGCAUCAUAAUUUUUUCCAUCCUGAUCCUCUUGCUGGGAACUUUAGUAUCACGGGAGUAAAUUUCCAAUGGGAUGACGGACUUUUUGGGCUGGCUGUAUCAAAGGCAGACCCAGAAGAUGGUUUUGCAACCCUCUACUUCCACCCACUAAGCUCCACGAGGGAAUUCUCCGUCUCAACGCGAUUUCUGCGUGAUAAACAACUAGCCAUGAAUGAUUCAGCCAUCUACAAGGAAUUCAAAAUUUUAGGAUCACGUGGACCUAAUGGUCAGUCUGGAUCACAAUUCCUCGAUCAACUCACGGGCGUUCUUUUCUACUCCCUGCCAAAUCUCAAUGCUGUUGCCUGUUGGCGAACAACGAACAAAGUGUACACAAUUAAAUCUCAGGGAAGGGUCUACAUGAAUGUGGAGGAUAUGCAAUUCCCAAAUGACAUCAAAGUGGACAAUCAGGAUCGUCUGUGGGUCCUCUCGGAUCGUCUCCAUCAAUUUAUCUAUGGCGAACUCAAUCCCAAUGACAUCAACUUCCGCAUCCUCACGGCUGAUGUGACGGAUGCAAUUGAUCAUACGGCAUGCGAUACAAAACCCAAAACACUGCCAGAUAUUAUUACCAAAUUAGGUGACAUCCUGAGGCCACAGAAGGCACCAACCUCCGGAACGUCGAGUCAGCACCCAACGACGAUUCUCAUCCACACAUUCCUCCACAUUGCAAUAUAUUUUAUAGCCGCCGCCACAUUCAUGUGAAAAGAUCUUGUGCUCAAAGAGCUGUGCGAUUAUUUAUUAACUCGCCAUCGUCAUUAUUACCAUUUUGUGGCCAUAAACAUAUAAUAGUGCGUUUAUAUAUAGGAUUCCUAAAUAGAAAAUAGAGAACAUCUUGAAUUUUUUUUUCUUCUUUCCCACUACUGAUAACAUCGAAAUUAAGCGCAAAAUUUGUACAAAUUCCGUCAACACAUCGUUGUGUUUGUGGUGCCUCAAAAUUGGCAUUUUACUUUUGUGAGGCAAAUCCACCAAGGUCCGUCCACCGCCAUAUAUUGCAUAAUGAACAAAAAAUAUGAACAUCAAGUUCAAAGUGAGAGUAAAUUUUUGUGAGAACGAAAAAGGUAAAAAGUUGUAUCAAUUUGAUGAUUUUGAAAGUAAGAAAAAAAGAUCGUAUGUGUAAAUAUAUAAAUACAUUUCUCACAA